ACAAACAAGACAGAUACAGAGCCAUGGGAAGCAGCUUACUUGUAUCUAGUGUAGCUAAGAGAUUGGAAGGGAAAGUAGCUCUAAUCACCGACGGCUGCGGUGGUCUCAGCGCGGCAACGGCGAAGCUCUUCCUCCAACACGGAGCCAAAGUGGUGAUCGCGGACGUCAAUCACCACUCUCUCCCCGUUGGCGACGGGACGUCCUUCGUCCACUGCGACGUGACGAACGAAUUCCACGUUCAGAGCGCAGUGGACGAAGCCGUUUCCAAGCACGGCAAGCUCGACAUCAUGUUCAACAACGCUGGAAACUUGGACCGGGUGGGCCGCGGCAUUGUAGACUGCACCCAGGCCGACUUCGAGCACGUGCUCCGCGUCAACGUUGUCGGCGUCUUCCUAGGCACCAAACACGCCGCGCGUGUCAUGAGACGCGGCGGUGGCGGCGCCAUCAUCAACACGGCGAGCGUGUGCGGCGUGGUGGGAGGGGUGGCGACGCACGCAUACACGAGCUCGAAGCACUCGGUGGUGGGCCUGACGAGGAAUGCCGCGGUGGAAAUAGGGCGGUACGGGAUCAGAGUGAACUGCAUGUCGCCCUUCGUGUUCCCGUCAAGGAUGUCGAGGUCGUUGAUGGGUCGGGCGGAGGAGGAUCCGAUGGAUGAUGUCAAGUUGCAUCUUAUCGGAAAGAAGCUCGAGCCAGAGGAUGUUGCUGAGGCGGUUGUUUAUUUAGCGAGUGAUGAAUCGAGGUGUGUGAAUGGGCAUAAUUUGAUUGUGGAUGGAGGCUUUGUUGGAAGAGAUAACAAAGUUGGUCAAGCCGCUGCAUACCAAGUUGAUCAAGCUGUUGGUCAAGCCGCUGCAUGCCAAGUUGAUCAAGCUGGAAGAGAUAACAAAGUUGGUCAAGCCGCUGCAUGCCAAGUUGAUCAAGUUGUUCGUCAAGCCGCUGCAUGCCAUGUUGAUCAAGCUGUCGAUCAAGCCGCUGCAUGGCGAGUUGAUCAAGCUGCUGCUUGCAAUGCUGAGAUUACGCGUGAUAAACAAGUCAUCAACUCCAGACGAGCCAAGGCGACAGAAAAGAUAAAAGAGACGACAAAGGCUGUUGUACCAAAAGAACCAAUCCGAGAGCUCACACGAGCUACAACUGUGAUUGAGCCAAGCAUGCUAGCUAAGGUGGAGGACCACCGUUGUACUUGGAGAGACGUGUUGCUCAAUGGAAUGAAGAAGAGAGAGAUUUUGCAGAGUUUGUUAAAGUAGACUAGUACAAUAUUUAGAGUUUGUUAAAGUAGAUUAGUACAAUGUCAUAGAGUGAAGAAUAUAUGUAUUGUAACUUGUUACAUUCGGUGCAAUGAAAAAUGCUGAUUUGAGA
Messenger RNA from Salvia splendens (bonfire salvia), 1353 nucleotides. Its product is annotated as secoisolariciresinol dehydrogenase. The record is from RefSeq and is a predicted model, not a curated record. Gene Ontology annotation, molecular function: oxidoreductase activity. The coding region runs from base 24 to 1241 and encodes 405 amino acids. NCBI's taxonomy places the organism in Eukaryota, Viridiplantae, Streptophyta, Magnoliopsida, Lamiales, Lamiaceae. The transcript has 2 exons.